Messenger RNA from Sphaeroforma arctica JP610, 756 nucleotides. RefSeq lists its product as hypothetical. The coding region runs from base 174 to 716 and encodes 180 amino acids. The transcript has a single exon. NCBI's taxonomy places the organism in Eukaryota, Ichthyosporea, Ichthyophonida. The record is from RefSeq and is a predicted model, not a curated record.
CACUGAGUGUGCUUCUUAUACUUUCAUCAUUGCAAUGAUGACAGCAAAGCAGAACCUUUUAUACAGUAUUUUCCAUACUAAUAAGAGGGUUAAUUUUUGCAAGUCCAAUUGCCUUCAAGACGAGAAUAGUACACAAAGCUUUCAACGAUGGCGGCAGGAAUAUCUGGGUUUGUAUGGUAUUGAGCAUACUGAUAGUAGUUGUGUACUCAGAUUUACUAUAUAAUUACCUGCAUCAGUCCAAGACGAACGGCAAUGGAUUUUAUAAGUCAUUCGCAUACUUCGUGAUUGUAUACAUGUAUUUAGUAGCGUAUAGCGAGCAUUUUGUUGUGAUAGCUUUUCUGGCGAUGGAAGGCAUAAGCUUGCGUACCGAGUUGUCACCGACAAACACUCUACAUUUUGAUGACAAUUGCAUUGGCAAUUACGUGUCCCGCGGGGGAAGCCUAGUCAUAUUAUCCCUGAGUACACUCAUGAGUACACAAAGCAUUGUCUUAUCGAAACGAAAGGAUAUGCUAAACAUGAUACUGCCGGCAUGUGCAGAGUUUAUUGCGAACAGCGAAGAAAGAGGCGCAUGUUCAGAGUCUAUCGCGAACAUCGAAGAAAGCGGACAGAUGUCUGAAGAUAUUUCGAGCUCGACCAAAUGUCGGACACCUCAACGACGAGUUGCUUGUAGACACCAGCCUAUCAAUGCGAUAGUCCUAAAAUGGUUUCAGCUCUAAGAUCAAUUUUAACCAUGGUUGCGUAAUAGAUUGGAAUCCC